AUGUCUCUUCACACAGUUGCCAUAGUGAUUGGCACCAUGGUGUGUGGGUGUCUUAACUCCCUUCUUACCAAGUACCAGGAUAACCAGUGUGUCAAGAACUGCUCAAAUCCUGAUGUGAAUACCCACCAGAACUUCGAGCAACCUGCUAUUCAGACUCUACAGAUGUUCAUCGGCGAGUUUGGCAUUUACAUUGUGUACUACGUCAUCUACAAGUCUCCAUUUUCACGGAGAGCCGAAUAUCAACCGUUGACCGGUGAGACACGGCCUUCGCUGAAGAGUCAAAGCAUGCUUCUUGCUAUUCCGUCUGUGUGCGAUAUGUUGGCCACCACUUUUAUGAAUGUGGGCUUGAUCUACACACCCGUCUCGAUUUACCAGAUGACCAGAGGCGCCAUUGUUCUUUUCGUUGCUGUACUUUCGGUAGUAUUUCUUCACAGAAGAAUAAGGCCUUUGGAGUGGAUUGCAUUGGUAAUCGUCACACUCGGUAUAGGUAUUGUGGGGUACUCGGAAGUCGAACAGGAACCAGCGCUCGUGAUCUUUGGUAUGUCCUUGAUUAUAGUGGCCGUCUCUCUUCAGGCUGUACAAUUUGUUGUCGAGGAGAAGAUUCUCGCCAAGUACCACUUCACGCCAUUGCGCUUGGUCUAUACUGAGGGCUUCUUUGGCGUUACGAUUUUGACAACCUCUUUGGUUGCUCUUAACUUCAUUAUUGGGCUGAUACAGUCGAAGGAUAAUUUUGCUGACUCUCCAUUCAAUUUACGUGAAUCGUUGACUCAAACCUUCUCGCUGCGUGAAGUUCUUAUCUCCUCGUUCCUUAUCAUGAUUUGCAUUUCAUCGUUCAACUUUUGUGGGGUCUCUCUUACUCAAAAGCUCUCUGCUACAGCACGUUCGACGAUCGACAGUUGUAGGACGCUUUUGGUAUGGAUUACUGCAAUGGUAUUGGGAUGGGAGUCAUUCAGUUCUUUGCAAUUGUUUGGCUUCGUUACCCUUUUAUUCGGCACCCUUUGUUUUAACGGUGUUCUCCAACCAGAGGAUUGGUCGAUUAUUCCAGACUUCCUCAAGGACAAGGCACACAAAAAUGAAAGGCUCAUAGACGUUGUGGACGAGCCUGUGGAGAGAAUGUGA
This is a messenger RNA of Candidozyma duobushaemuli, 1119 nucleotides long. RefSeq lists its product as uncharacterized. The coding region runs from base 1 to 1119 and encodes 372 amino acids. Gene Ontology annotation, molecular function: pyrimidine nucleotide-sugar transmembrane transporter activity. Gene Ontology annotation, biological process: pyrimidine nucleotide-sugar transmembrane transport. Gene Ontology annotation, cellular component: intracellular membrane-bounded organelle; Golgi membrane. The record is from RefSeq and is a predicted model, not a curated record. The transcript has 2 exons. NCBI's taxonomy places the organism in Eukaryota, Fungi, Ascomycota, Pichiomycetes, Serinales, Metschnikowiaceae.